AUGCAGCUGGAGAGCGGGCAAGACCCCCACCUCCGAGAGGUUGUGUGGUUUGCGGUGUGCUGCAGAGCCCUGACACUUCUGCUGCAGGCUCUGUUUAACCUCCUGAUCCCAGAUCACGCUGCAGACGCCUUCUCUCCCCCUCGCCUGUCCGAGCCUGGCCUGUGGGACCUGCUCUUGGAGCGGCUGCUGGGAGGCCUCUCGCACUGGGAUGCAGAGCACUUCCUCUUCAUCGCCGAGCGUGGUUACCUGUACGAGCACAACUGCGCCUUCCUCCCGCUGUACCCCCUGAGCGUGCGUGCCGUGGCCGAGGGUGCUCUGUGGCCCUUGCAGCGGCUGCUGCGUUUGCGGAGCCGCCUCCUGCUAUCGGCCGUACUUCUUAAUUCUCUCUUUUCUGCCCUGGCAGCCGCUGCCCUGUAUAAGCUGGGCUGCGUUGUGCUGCAGUGUCGCAGGGUGGCUUUCCUUGCUGCCGUUCUCUUUUCUGUCAGCCCUGCCAACGUAUUUAUGGCAGCUGCUUACUCAGAGAGCAUGUUUGCCUUCCUGGCGUUCAGUGCCAUGUGGCAACUGGAGAAGGGGCAGGGCUGGCUCAGUGGACUGCUCUUCUCCCUUGCUUCUGGGGUGCGCGCCAACGGGCUUAUUAAUGCUGGCUUCUUUCUCUACUCCCGCAGUAAAUGCUUUGCCCUCCAGCUCCAGGUGGGUUCAGGAUCGGUAAGGAAGCUCCCUCCAUUGUGGAAGCAACUCCUUAGCGUGGCAUCUUCAGUGGUUCUGAUGUGUGCCGGGAUUUUUCUACCUUUUGUUUUAUUUCAGUAUUAUGCCUAUGUGAGGUUCUGCGGCCCUGGCACCGACCUGGAGCAGGCUGUUCCCAAGCCACUGCUGCAGCUGGCUCUGGACAAGGGCUAUCGUCUGGCAGCCAUGAACGGGGCUAGCCCCGCUUGGUGCUCCCAGCGAUUCCCUGUGGUCUAUUCUUAUAUUCAAGAUGCUUACUGGAAUGUGGGCUUCCUAAGGUAUUUUGAGCUCAGGCAGAUACCAAAUUUUGUGCUUGCUUUGCCUGUCACACUUCUGGGCUCGUGGGCUGCCUGGACCUACAUCAUUGCAAACCCCCGGCACUGCCUAACUCUUGGUCUAGAGAGAGGAAAGAGCGAAGAAGAGGAUAAACCAAGAGCUGGAUUUUGCUGCCCCUCUGUCUUCGUGUAUGUGGUCCAUGCCACAGUCCUGCUGGUGUUUGGAUUUUUCUGCAUGCACGUGCAGGUGCUGACCCGGUUCCUUGGCUCCUCCUCUCCCGUCCUGUACUGGUUCUCUGCUCACCUGCUUCAAGAAUCUGAACCUUUGCUCUGGAGCGAAGGGACUGAUAACCAAACCGUGGCACCUCACUCCGAGGAGUCUCUUUUCGGUAAAUCUCCUGGUUCCUGUGGGAAAGGGACUUCUGGGAACCCCGUCGUGAGGCUGCUGCUCAACUGUAGAUUCAUUACCCCCCUCAGCAGAUGCAUUCUUGGAUUUUUCCUGUCCUACUGGCUGUUGGGACUGAUUCUGCACUGUAACUUCUUGCCAUGGACAUAG
Phaethon lepturus (White-tailed tropicbird) is the source of this 1554-nucleotide messenger RNA. It is a transcript of the gene PIGV, whose product is annotated as phosphatidylinositol glycan anchor biosynthesis, class V. Gene Ontology annotation, molecular function: GPI mannosyltransferase activity; alpha-1,6-mannosyltransferase activity. The transcript is spliced from 3 exons. Gene Ontology annotation, cellular component: mannosyltransferase complex; endoplasmic reticulum membrane. Gene Ontology annotation, biological process: GPI anchor biosynthetic process. The coding region runs from base 1 to 1554 and encodes 517 amino acids. NCBI's taxonomy places the organism in Eukaryota, Metazoa, Chordata, Aves, Phaethontiformes, Phaethontidae. The record is from RefSeq and is a predicted model, not a curated record.